AUGGCUCCACCAAGUAGAACCCUUUUCGUCAUUCUUGUUUCUGUGACCGGAUUCGUUUAUUUCUUAUACACGAUAUACACGUCGAGUUUAGAUGGACCACUUUAUAGAGUCGCCGUCAAAAACAAAGGUUUUGGAAAUGAAUCAAUAUCAACAUCUAGUCGGAUGGAAAAGAAAGAAAAAUCAUUAUCAAAUUUAUAUGCUGUAUUGAGCAGUAUUAGCAACAAAAAUAAUAAUAAUAAUAAUAAUAGUAUUUUUAAUUUAAAUCAAAUAAUUAGCGAUAAAUUGCAAGAUAAGAAAAUUUUCAAUGCACCAACAAAUAAAGUUCCUAAUAAUAAUAAUUUAAAUAAUAAUAAUAAUACAACAAAAGACAAUCCAUCAUCAUCAUUAUCAUCAUCACAUUCGGCCAACGGUCAAUCAAGUGUCAUUCAAAAAGUACCGCCGAAAUCGGAAAAUGUAACCGGAAUCGCAACAAGAAGCCUUUACGAUUCGGGAUUUCGAGUGCCAAACGUAGAUUUAUGUCCUGAUUUUGGACAACAUCUCAAAUUGAUAAUACUUAUAACGUCGGCUCCGAACCACGUGGAAGCUAGAAAAGCCAUACGUCAAACGUGGGGACAUUUUAGAAUGCGUAAAGACGUUUCAAUGGCUUUCGUACUCGGUCGUUCUCUCAAGGGCAACGAAAGUUACAUAAAAGACGAGAAUUCGUUGUACGAAGACAUAAUAUUAGGUAGCUUUAUAGAUUCCUAUAAUAAUUUAACGUUAAAAACGACGUCCAUGUUGGAAUGGGUCGAUAAUUAUUGCAACAAAGCCAAAUUCGUACUCAAAACGGACGACGACAUGUUCAUAAACAUUCCCAAAAAAAAAGAUUUCAUAGGGAAACAUGGGAACGACAAAAGGAAAAUAUUUGGAAAGCUUGCGAGCAAGUGGAAACCCAUAAGGAAAAAAGCAUCGAAAUAUUACGUCUCUCUUCAACAGUACAAGCAUUCCAUAUUUCCGAGUUUCACGACGGGACCGGCUUACUUGAUUACGUCCGACGUUAUACACGAUUUGUACACGACAGCGUUGAACAUGACGUAUCUAAAAUUGGAAGACGUCUUCAUGACGGGAAUCGUUGCUCAAGAAAAAGGGAUACGAAGAGUUCACGUUCCGGAAUUUUUAAAUCGACGAUUGAGCGUGACCUCUUGUUACAUACACAAAGCAAUCAGCAUACACAUGGUCAAACCUUUCGAACAAUACGAUUUGUGGAAAAGACUUUUAGACGGUCGAACAAAGUGUUGA
This is a messenger RNA of Pediculus humanus corporis (human body louse), 1275 nucleotides long. Its product is annotated as beta-1,3-galactosyltransferase, putative. Gene Ontology annotation, cellular component: membrane. NCBI's taxonomy places the organism in Eukaryota, Metazoa, Arthropoda, Insecta, Psocodea, Pediculidae. The record is from RefSeq and is a predicted model, not a curated record. The transcript has 3 exons. Bases 1 to 1275 code for a protein of 424 amino acids. Gene Ontology annotation, molecular function: hexosyltransferase activity.